AUGAGCGCAGCUUCAAUCGUAUCUUCAGCGUUACGCCCCCGGCUGGGAUGGAUAGGUCUCGGGUCAAUGGGUCUCGGCAUGGCUACAAAUUUGCAAAAUCAUAUCAAAACGCACUUUGCCGGAAGCCUCCAAUUUCACAAUCGGACAAUGUCUCGAGGCGCUCCCUUAGAGAAAGCCGGAGGCGCGCCGCAACCGAACAUCAUUGACCUUGUCAAAAACACGGACAUUGUGUUCAUCUCACUCAGCGACGACAAAGCACUCGAGGCGACGUUGGACGCAAUCCUAAACGACGCAGCCACAGCUGAUCUAUCAGGUAAGAUUAUUGUCGACACCUCAACGGUCCACCCCCUGUCGUCUGCAAAGGCGAAAGACAGAUUGGCAGCAAGGGGAGCCCAAUUCAUUGCUGCGCCGGUGUUUGGGGCAAGCCCAGUCGCUGCGCAGGGUAAGCUGCUCUGGAUCAUCGCUGGACCCGAUGAUGCCGUGGAGAAGAUCAAGCCGUUCAUCGUCGGCGUCAUGGGCAGAGGCAUCAUCUGUCUAGGGGAAGACGUGCAGAAAGCCAGCAUCAUGAAGACGGCUGGAAACUUCGUGACCGCGGGGAUGAUGGAGCUGGUCGCAGAGGCCCAGGUCUUUGCGGAGAAGUCCGGACUCGGUAGCGAUGCAAUGGAGGAUCUUCUCGGACAGCAGUUUGGACCCUUGGCUCAGGGCAUGUCAAAACGCCUGACGACUGGUGCUUACUUACCGCCUCGUGAUGAGAGGCCGUGGUCUGACUUGUCCCUGGCGAUGAAGGAUGUCGGGCAUGGUCUGAGCUGUGCGGAGGAGGCCGGUGUACGUCUUCAUAUCGCUGAUAUUGCUGCUGGGCAUCUGAAGGAAGCGAAGAAGAUUUCAGAUACUCAAGGGCGGGCAUUCGAUUCUUCUUCAUUGUAUGGGGUGGUGAGAACGGAGGCCGGACUCGAUUUUGAGACAGACCUCGUCAAGAAGAGAGAUGGCUCUUCUUGA
Molecule: messenger RNA, 996 nt
Organism: Colletotrichum paranaense
Lineage: Eukaryota; Fungi; Ascomycota; Sordariomycetes; Glomerellales; Glomerellaceae
Exons: 3
Coding region: 1-996 (331 amino acids)
Molecular function (GO): NAD binding; oxidoreductase activity, acting on the CH-OH group of donors, NAD or NADP as acceptor; NADP binding
Source: RefSeq, a predicted model, not a curated record